CAUGCUACCUCGGAAAAAUGAAGCUCUCUGAUCGUACAGUCAUUAAUUUCAAAGUAGCAAAGAUAUUCAGAGAGAAUACGGAUAGAAUAAAUAGUGUAGAUUUCGCUGUCAAUGGCGAAACAAUAAUAACAAGCAGUGAAGAUGAUUCUAUUGUCAUAUAUGAUUGCUUAAACGGAACACCUAAAAGGACCUUGAACAGCAAAAAAUAUGGAGUGGACUUGAUACGCUAUACACAUGCAGUCAACACAGCUUUGCACUGUUCAACCAAAAUCGAUGAUACCAUACGGUAUUUAUCGUUGCACGACAACAAAUACAUCAGAUAUUUUCCAGGGCACACAAAAAAAGUCGUGACAUUAAACAUGUCCCCCAUAGACGACACAUUUUUGUCUGGGUCCAUGGACAAGACAAUCCGUCUGUGGGAUCUGCGAUCACAAAAUUGUCAGGGACUGAUGAACCUUUCUGGGCGACCUGUGGCAGCAUUUGACCCAGAAGGAUUGAUUUUUGCAGCCGGAAUCAAUUCUGAAUGUGUGAAGUUGUAUGAUCUUCGCUCAUUUGACAAGGGCCCAUUCAACGUCUUCAGGCUGCCACAAGACAAGGACUGUGAUUGGACACAGCUCAAAUUUAGCCCAGAUGGGAAGCUUAUUCUCAUCUCAACGAACGGAUCAGUACUCCGCUUAAUUGAUUCAUUUCAGGGGGCACCUCUUCAAAUAUAUGCAGUAAGGGGUCACCAACCAAAGGGGGUGCCACUAGAGGCGUCUUUCAGUCCAGACUCGCGCUACGUUUUCUGUGGUUCAACAGAUGGCAAGAUACAUUGUUGGAGCACAGAGACUGGGAAGAAGAUAGCCGAGCUACUGGGGGAUCAUCCUGGACCCAUUCAACAUGUUCAGUUCAAUCCCAAAUACAUGAUGUUUGCCACAGCUUGUACAAAUAUGGCAUUCUGGUUACCAUUAACUGAUGACUGAGCGGUUCCCCUGGAGUGUGGACAGACAUCCAAGUGUGUGUGAUAAAUGUUGUCAUGAGAUUUACUGUAGUGUAAAAAGGCAGCUGUACUUGGCCAUAAUCAUCCCCAGUUGCCUGACCAAUCAGAACACUAGGAUUGAUCCAACGCUGCGCUGAGAGACAAUCGGCACGUCGGAUGUAGACCGGGAGACGCGGAAGUCCGCCACACAAAGGACUGCACGCCAAGCUCAGGAUAUGCAUCAUUCACCCACACAGUACAUCUUACAUCCAUCAGAGUUAUCUCCCUUUUGUUAUCAUGGCCGCCGCCAGGACAGAAUCUCAACACGCUCACACUGUCACAGCAUGAUCACCGUGUUUUAGUUAGUGGAUGAAGAGAGAUGUAUUUUUGUCAUCGCUACUGUUACUUAGUUACCUUUUCAUUCUUCAUCUUGUUUCUUAUAAGAUUGGAAUUAUUUGAAGCUGUGAGGUUAAUUUUUGUUAUUUUAAUUUGCCUUAAAGGAUCAAAACAGCCGGUAUGGAAUAUGAAUUAUGGUACUUCAUCAUUGGUCAGAAAGCCAAAGUGUAAUAAAAUUAUCAUUGGUCAUGUAAAUGUUUCUGAAAGCUUCUUAUGUGAAUACAGUGUGUUUAAAUGAUGGAGAUUGACUUGCAAUUGUGCAUGAAAUUUGACACAGACUGAAGUGCAUCGGUUAAAUAUAAGCAUGAAAAUCAAGAGCCCCUAGCCUGACCCAAAUGUUAAGGUUAAAGAUGCAAGGGGUCCCUUGAUUGAAACCUAUAGCAGCAAACCUGACAAACCCAAGGAACCUGUUUGGCUUAAAACUCUGCAUCACUGACCUUUGGUAUUCUGAACUGACCAACAGUGAUGCUUCUAAUAGGUCUUGCAAGAAGUGUGUUGAAAGACGUUUUUAUUGUGGACAUUAGAAUACAUCAACAUUUCAUGGGUCUAUAUACAAUAUGUUCCUUCAUCACCCAUUGAUACACUGGACUGACUAAUAGUAAUGUGUCAGUGAGUGAAUGUAAUGAGGCUGCUUAUAACCCCUUGAAAGACAAGCCAACUCUCAAGCUUGAACCAACAAACCCUCAAGCUUGAACCAGGCAUCCCUCAAGCUUGAACUGGUACCCACAAGCUUGAACCAGCAAACCCUCAAGCUUGAACCAGGCAUCCCUCAAGCGUGAAUCUGGUACCCUCAAGCUUGAACCAGCAAACCCUCAAGCUUGAACCA
Messenger RNA from Haliotis rubra (blacklip abalone), 2180 nucleotides. Its product is annotated as WD repeat-containing protein 82-like. Gene Ontology annotation, molecular function: chromatin binding; protein binding. Bases 18 to 962 code for a protein of 314 amino acids. Gene Ontology annotation, cellular component: Set1C/COMPASS complex. NCBI's taxonomy places the organism in Eukaryota, Metazoa, Mollusca, Gastropoda, Lepetellida, Haliotidae. The record is from RefSeq and is a predicted model, not a curated record. The transcript has 9 exons.